AUGGCCAGAAAUAAUUGUACUUUGCUGACAGAGUUCAUCCUGUUGGGAUUAGCAGACACAUUGGAGCUACAGACUAUCCUUUUUUCUCUCUUUUUGGUGAUUUACACACUUACAGUUGUGGGAAAUAUUGGAAUGAUCCUUUUAAUCAGGACUGAUUCUCGACUUCACACACCUAUGUAUUUCUUCCUGGCAAUCCUGUCUUUUGCAGAUGUUGGUUAUUCAUCCACCAUCACUCCAAAGAUGCUGGUAGAUUUAUUAUCAGAGAAGAAGUCCAUCUCCUUUGCUGGUUGCUUCCUGCAGAUGUACUUCUUUAUAGCCUUUGCCACAAUUGAAUGCAUCCUUUUCGGGUUAAUGGCCUAUGACCGCUAUGUGGCCAUAUGCAACCCUCUCCUUUACGCCUUGAUCAUGUCCAGGACGGUCUGCCUGAAAAUGGCCACAGGGGCUUUUACAGCCGGUCUGUUGAACUCCAUGGUUCACACAGGUUAUAUUUUCUCUCUGCCUUUCUGUGGCUCCAACACAAUCAAUCAUUUCUUCUGUGACAUUCCGCCAUUGUUAAAACUGGCUUGUGGAGACAUCUUUGUGAAUGAGAUGGUGGUCUAUAUAUUCGGUAUAUUGUUUGUCACUGUUCCCUUUUUGCUGAUACUUGGAUUCUAUAUCAGAAUUAUCUCCACCAUCCUGAAGUUGCCAGCAAACACAGGGCGGACCAAAGCUUUCUCCACCUGCUCUUCCCACCUCACCGUUGUACUUUUAUUCUAUGGAUCAGCCACUGUCACUUACUUAAAGCCUAAAUCAAAUGAGCAUGAAGGACUAGACAAGCUGAUAUCUCUCUUCUACACCAUUUUGACUCCAAUGACAGACACAUUUCUCUCACUUUUCUAUACCGUUAUCGCCCCGAUGUUUAACCCCCUGAUAUACACUCUGAGAAAUAAGGAUGUCUUGACAGCCUUGAGAAAACUGCUCCCUUAA
Rangifer tarandus platyrhynchus (Svalbard reindeer) is the source of this 966-nucleotide messenger RNA. The record is from the annotation of a GenBank genome assembly. Lineage: Eukaryota; Metazoa; Chordata; Mammalia; Artiodactyla; Cervidae.